AUGCGCCUCCCGCUGCCUCCGCCGCUGCUGCUGCUUCUCGCGGCGCUUGAGGCCCACGCCACCACCACCUUCCAGCCGGACUGGAACCGUCUGCGCGGCCUGGCCCGGGCCCGGGUAGAGACCUGUGGGGGAUGACAACUGAAUCGCCUGAAGGAGGUGAAGGCCUUCGUCACCCAGGAUAUCCCACUCUACCACAACCUGGUGAUGAAACACCUCCCAGGAGCCGAUCCGGAACUUGUGUUGCUAGACCAACGCUACCAGGAACUGGAGCGCAUCCCUCUUAGCGACAUGACCCGCGAGGAGAUCAACGCGCUUGUGCAGGACCUCGGUUUCUAUCGCAAGGCGGCGCCCGACGCGCCCGUGCCCCCGGAGUACCUGCAGGCGCCCGCGAGACCAGCCGAGAGCGACGCGGACCGCGCCGACCUGUAG
This is a messenger RNA of Orycteropus afer afer, 429 nucleotides long. It is a transcript of the gene SELENOM, whose product is annotated as selenoprotein M. Gene Ontology annotation, molecular function: oxidoreductase activity. NCBI's taxonomy places the organism in Eukaryota, Metazoa, Chordata, Mammalia, Tubulidentata, Orycteropodidae. Gene Ontology annotation, cellular component: endoplasmic reticulum lumen. The transcript has 5 exons. The record is from RefSeq and is a predicted model, not a curated record.